Messenger RNA from Orbicella faveolata, 7503 nucleotides. RefSeq lists its product as uncharacterized. The record is from RefSeq and is a predicted model, not a curated record. Lineage: Eukaryota; Metazoa; Cnidaria; Anthozoa; Scleractinia; Merulinidae. Gene Ontology annotation, molecular function: calcium ion binding. Gene Ontology annotation, biological process: cell communication; establishment or maintenance of epithelial cell apical/basal polarity; heterophilic cell-cell adhesion. Gene Ontology annotation, cellular component: plasma membrane; protein-containing complex.
GUUUGGAUGACAAAGUGGCGCGUCGAUCAUUUUAAGCCAAUCACAAAGCUUAGUAAGGCGCGCACAAAACCAAAGCCAUUGGGAAUUCCAUCUAUCGACACUCGAGUGAAAAAAGAAAGCGAUCUACAAGUAACCUAAAUUUGACAGAGCCAUAAGUACAUGUUUUUCUAAAUUCCAAAUCAAUAUAUCACUAGAGAGGUUAAGCAUGACGUUUACGGCAAACGGCAAACGGCUGGUCGACGAAAAUUUCGAUAUAUUUCGCAAGAUUGUCAUCUUUUCCUGAAAUUCCAGAAAAUGUUGUUUUAUUCGUCUCUGGAAAUUUCCGGAAAUUCCAACCGGAUUUUUCUUUGAAUGCAAAGCACUCUCUAAGUCUUCUAGAGUAACUGGGGGAAAACUUCGUGGAGGUUCUAGAGUAAAACUGGAACAAGUUCAGGAGUAACGUGGAGUAUAAACAAGGAGUAACUCGGAGUAAACUAGUCAGUUGAGAGUGACUAGGUGUGAUUUAGAGUAACUCAGAGCAACUUUGUUCACUGGCUACUUUCGUGCCGGCCUUUUCUUUUCGUUGUGUUUUUAGGUUUUUUACUUCAAGUUUGUUAAGCGGUAUAUAUCUUAUUUUGUUAUAUACAGUCGGACCUCUCUUAAGCGGCCGCCAAAAACACUUCUUUGGCUUUGUUUUGGAAAAGGCUAUGGUAAGACUGAGUACGAGUUCGACUAGAAAGUGGCCACUUAUAAAAAGUUCAUUGUGAUUAUCUUCACUUUGUUCAAUGUUGCCGCAAGCAUGUCUCUGUUUGGAAUAAAUUGACGUUUCUAUCAAGCCUCAUUCUAAUCAACGCCAAAGAGAAAGAAACAGAUUUGAACUUUUGAAUUUUUUUGAGCUGUUUUCAGAAAAAAGAUUGAAGAUGUUUUGGUAAACACAUCCGUAACAUCGAAACUCAAACGGACCAACUUGAAUUUACAUGAAGGGUCACUACCUUGGCUAUUAUGUGCAAGCUGCUAUCUUUAAUAUUUAGUACUCUCUCGGAUCGAGCUUAUUAGUACUACUGCCAGCUGCACUGCUGGAGAUAAGUCCAACAGUGAAUUCUGUUUGAUGGAUAUAAGUCGUUAUGUUAUCAGCCAAGAUAUCUCAACUCUCAAUUAAACAGGCUAACAAGAGUUAAAUGAAUUUUGAUCAGUUACGUCAAAUUAUUAAUGUCAGGUCAAGGCCAUCACGACCGGAUAACACACAAAUGUUAAAAUAAAUAUAUAUAGUAUAUGUUAUCUUCUUCUUUCGUCUGUAUAUCCGAUCAACCUGAUAUAAUUUUGUCACAAACUGGUAUGUUCAAAAUGAAUUGGCUGUUUUAGUCUAUAUAUAUAAGGUCACGGCACUGAGAAUCAUCUUCUUUUCAGAUAAAUCAGAUCACGCUGUUAGAAUAGGGUUGAACAAGUCAUUGAAUCCAUCAAAGAUCCGUAUCCUCUACUACAUGAACCUUGACAAGAAAUCCAUUCAGAUGAUAUUCCUCCGUGCUCCCAACCUCUUGUACUUCAAGAAUGUGAAACAAUUUCAUUACCACGUGAUUGCUGUGUCGUAUUGAAUGUUUUCGAUCAAGUCCUUCCAGUUCUUGCUUAAACGAAGAAAUUUGUAAGCGUUUUGCAAACGUUUCCUCCUCUGUAUUAUUGCGACCUGUGAAUUGUGCCAAGAGAACAAAACACCUUGCCUUUUCAUUAUUCUUCAUGACGUAGUAUUUCCGAAUUUUCCGUUAUGUGGUAAGUUACUGUUCAUAUACAUUUAAGUUAUGCAUCCCUCGGUAAGUACUUAUAAGGCUGAAUGCGUUUCUUAGGGAGGUGAAGGCGAAUAAUAUCAACACGAUUUUACUAAUCUAACAUUUAAUUAUUUUUGACAGGAGGGGGAUUAGUAAAUGCAUGAUCUAUAUUUAUACCGCAGGGCCACUUUUGGUAUUUGCGUAAGAAGUUCCAAUCCACCUAAACUAGGGUUUUUGCGUCAGGAUAUUUGGGGGCUGUUUACGGCUGUUAAUAUUUUUGAACCGUGAUGAAUUCAGUUUUAAAAGCACCGUUAAAAGCGCGAGUGAUACAGUUCCUUUUAUAUUGGAUUGGGAAACAGUGUAUUUUUGUGGCUACUAACUCCUAUAGGAGUCGAAGCCACAAUGUUAUUAGUACCGACAUAACAAGGUAUGGCGAGAGGUAGUCGAGCGAAAUACUCAUGGCGAGCGCAACCCAAACUGAUAUGUCAACGUAGCCUACCCAAAAUGGUUCGAUUAGGUAUGUAUUCCCACCCAAAUUCGUUCAAGUGAGCAUGAUAUCGUAGCCCUAUCACGUCAGUGACUUGAUAUCGUAGGAUAUCAGAACAGUAGACACGGCUUCUAAUUGCCGGGCUUCAUUGCAAAAUUGGGUACGGUAAGAAAUGAUAGCGGCACUUGGCGUCAUAAAGUACUUUUCUUCAGCCUCAAGUUUAUCUACUGCAUGCUCAAUAAAAAGUACCUUUAGUCAGCGCUCUAUUACUGGGACUAAUUUAUUUCGUAGAGAAACAUCUCCCUCCGCAUGUUGGUCCAACGAAAUCCUUGUAGUUUAAAAUCAACACCAGUCGGACGGAUUAUUUUGCUCAUAAUUCUUAAAUUUCUUGGUAUGGCUGUCCCUUAACUUCUCCAAGAUGAGGUUUAGAGGCAAAAGUAGAACUGGAUUGAUCGGACACAGUCGCACAUUCUACAGUCAUUCGCCGCGUGUCCAGACAGGGCCAGAGAGGUAAUGGGUCAGUUGCAGACCUGCAGUUCAUGAUCAAAAGCUAUACAUGUGUUUAGCCAAUAAGCGUUUUGUAUAUUAUUAAUACUUCUUUUUGAAGAUUCGUUUAUCUUUAGUUUUACAACAAAGCUAAUUUUCUGUAUGUUUUUGUUAUUAUGCAGGCAGUGAAUAUUUUUGCUUUACACGUGAAAGAAUCGUCUUUUUUAAAAAAUAUUGUUUUCUUAUACGAGGGAUGUCGCCGUAUUUAAUUUCGUGGCAAUUGUGGAAAAUAUAAUUAUUAUUACUUUCUAGCAAACCCCUGUCUCUUGCUAUCACAGCAGUCGUGGUUUCGAAUCCCGUUCAUGUCGGAAAACGUUUCACAACUGCGAUGUUCUUUCGUGUAUCAAUACAGGAGAAUUCGUGACGCAAUACAUAGCAAACGUGCUUCCCGUGCAUGAGUGACUUUCACCUCCGCUAAAUACCAUGCAUGUGCUGUUAAUGACUUCAUUAAUAACGGACUCUGACCGAGGUUCGCUUUGGAAGAUGCUUAUUUUAACAGCAAUCUUCAUUUUUGCCCUUAGCCCGGGACAUUGCCUGUCAAAUGAUCGCUACAUAUGGUACCUCUUUCCAAAUGCUACAAAUCGUUUACAUGGAUACCAACCACAGGUUAACCAAUCGUUUGAAAGCGAGGUUCUCCCCAGUGAUUUAAGAGUUACCACUGACGAUAAUGUUAAUGGGAUUUGGGUGCCAGCAGGAGAAAAGGUCAACCUUGGACAGUUUUCUGCUAGCUGUCUCGCAGAUGCUGGAGUCUGUCAAAACUUCACUGUCUCGUUUUUGUUUAAGAUCAACGGAUCAAUUCCAGAAAAUAAUACUGUAGACGUCAUCCAUCAAAUGCCACUAGCUGAUGCGGAAUACCUUUUUCAGUUUAGUGUCCAUAACAAUGGCUCCCAUUACGUGGGUGGUGCCACUGUAGCUCGUGGUCCUUACAGAACAGACGUAACAGGUGUAAUUCAACAAAUAGACAGAUGGAUUCAUGUCGCAAUUGUCUAUACCAAAGCAGAUUAUUUGGAACUCUUCCUCAACGGUACCAAGGAGCAAUCAAAUGCUUCUUCUGUCGCUUUCAACGGCUCCACUCAAGCCAAUAUGACCCUUGGUUCCUCUAAUAGUUCGAACGGUUUUUUCCUGAGUUAUUUACAAAUUAUUCGAGUCGCGAUCAGUCAAGCUGAUGUAACAGCAUUGAAAGACCAGAGUUUCACUCAAGCUACAACUCCCAAUCGAACAACCGUAACAGUAAGCCAGUCGUCAAGAGUCUUUAGUGAAUCAGAUGGAACAGUAACUAUCUUCAUUGAAAGAGAAGGCAACCUUGCACUGGUAUCAAUAGUGAUGUACUCCUUAUCAAAUGGUACUGCCUCAUCUUCUGAUUUUACCUUUCAAGACUCUCAGAAUGGAAAGCUGAUCUUUAAACCUGGAGAGAUCUUAAAGAGUCUAUCAGUGCAAAUUGUAAACAACACUAAACCAGAAAUGAAUGAAUCCUUUGCCCUGUCGUUAAAUUCAGAUGACGAUGUUACAAAUGUUCCUGGAGCUGUUCAAAUUUUCAUACUUGAUGACGAUAUCGACGAAUGCGUGAGUGGUCCAUGUAAAAACAAUGGAACAUGCACUGACCUGGUGUUAGAUUACAACUGUAGCUGUACUCCAGGAUUCAGUGGAAAGAACUGCAGCCAAGAUGCCUACCUGUGGUACCUGUUUCCCACUGGAGCAAACCGCGUCUACGGUUAUGAACCAGUAACAAAUCAGUCUUUUGAAAGCAACGAACUGUCUCCUGAAAUAAAUGUCUCGAUCAAGGGCAAUUCAUAUAGCCUCCUCGUUCCAAAGGCCAACGAAGUCAUCCUAGGACAGUUUGCAGAUCCUUGUUUAGAAAAUGGUUCCGUGUGUGAUAGUUUUACCAUUUCAUUACUAGUUUAUAUCGAUGGGUCAGUUCAACUGGAUGUGGAUGAGGAUGUGCAUGUACUUGACACCAAGUCAUCGAGUCGAGGUUCGUUCCAUGUCGAGUUCAUGGUCACCAAGAAACUCGCUCGUCUUGAGGGGCAUGCUUUUAUUGUUGGUGGUAACUCUUCAACCCUUCUGGAGAGAAAAGUAGAAUUUCCUGCAACUGACACUUGGGUUCAUGUUGCUAUUGUGUACUCACUUUCUGGAAGUCUGGACUUGUAUAUGAACAGUGUGAUGGUUACUGCAUCAGAUCCAGUAAUAAGUACUCCUUGGCAAAACGACGGAUCAGCCGUUCAAUUGUCCUUAGGUUCCACUCAAAACAAACGUGAUAUUUUUGUCAGCUACUUUCAAAUCAUCAAGGGCAGCUUAUCUACGGAGGAAGUAGCGCAAUUGGAGCAAGAAACUCGACAACAAGCUACCAGCCCAUCGAUGGCACAGUUAGAGUUGAGCCAAGAAAACAUAGCCGAAAGCGAAGACACUGGCUUGCUCACAAUCCCCUUGUCACGAACUGGAAACCUGUUGAUAGCAUCAGUAGUAAAAUUUUUCAUAAAGAAUGAAACUUUCAUGUCGUCAAGUCAAGAAGUUGUUAUUCGGCCUGGAGAGACAUUUGGAAACGUCUCGGUAGUGAUAAUGGACGACCAAGUACCUGAAGAAAAUAACGCCUUUUCAGUGACAGUAUCUCCAUCGGACAGUGUAACCAUUUUUUCACAAAGGACUGUGAACGUUACUAUAUUAGACAAUGACAUUGAUGAUUGUGCUGAGAGCCCGUGCCAAAACCAGGGAACAUGUAAUGAUCUGGUGAAUGACUACAACUGUACGUGUAUCCCUGGUUACACUGGAAGAAACUGUACACAAGUUUCUUACCUGUGGUAUUUGUUUCCAACUGGAGCUAGCCGUAUUUACGGCUAUGAUACCGGAAGCAACCAAUCUUUUCAAAGCAACGUGCUGCCAGCUGGCGCAAAUGCGACCGAAAGGAACGACUUCCAUGGACUUUGCAUACCAAUGAAAAAGGAAGUAGUUCUGGGUCCCUUUGCCGAUCAAUGCUUAGGAAAUUCCAAUUCUGGCGACAAUUUUACAAUAUCAUUCCUAGCCUAUGUGAAUGGGGCAGUGGCUGAAAAUGAAGACGUACAUAUCUUGUAUUCUACUCCCUUAAAUCAAGGAUUGUUUCACGUACAGUUUACCGUCACUCGAACUGUAUCACGCUUAGAAGGACAGGCGUACAUUGUAGGCGGGAAUUCCACCACUCUUCUUGAGAGAAAAGGGCUAUUCCCCGGUGUAAACACGUGGGUACAUGUUGCAAUCGUCUACUCACAGUCCCUUCAAGAACUUGACCUGUAUAUGAACAGUGUAAAGGUGACAGACCCCACUGCAGCCAUUCCCUGGAAUAACAGAGGAUCAGCUGUUAACGUUUCCUUAGCCUCAACUGGAAACAUAAAAGAAAUCUGUGUCAGCUAUUUUCAGAUCAUUAAUGAUGCUAUAACAGGGGAGGAAAUACAACAGCUUGAACAGGAAAGUCGAACACAAGCCUCCACUCGCUUUAUGGUGGAAGCAAAGUUUGUCAACGCCAACGUGAGUGUUAAUGAAGAUGUUGGCAAGUUGAUAGUUCCUGUUGUGCGGGAUGGAAAUGUCCUCAUAGCCUCUGUGCUAACAUUUAAAACAAUGAAUGAAGAUGCCAUAUUCCGCUUGGACUUUGAUCAUUCUUUAAAUCAAGAGCUCAUAAUCAAGCCUGGAGAAAAGUCUGCCGAAAUCUCAGUGAAUGUUACGGAAGAUAACCGUCCUGAAAAAAACGAAACUUUCCUUUUGACCUUGAUGUCAUUAGACAAAGUAACUACCAUACCCAGUGGCUCCGCAAGGAUAACUAUCUUGAACAAUGAUAUUGACGAAUGUGCCCCUAAGCCAUGUCGAAAUGGUGCCACGUGUGUUGAUCUCGUGAAUGAUUACAACUGCACCUGCGCCUCUGGAUUUACUGGAAGAAACUGCAGCGCAAAUAUCGACGAUUGUGCAAUGGGACCAUGUAAAAACAAUGGAAAAUGUCAGGAUCUCGUCAAUGACUUCAAAUGUGCAUGCGUUUCUGGUUUCACCGGAAAGACUUGCAGUGACGAUAUUGACGAAUGUAGUGCCACGCCUUGCAAGAAUGGCGGUGUGUGCACCAACUUAAUUAACGAUUAUAGUUGUACAUGUACAGCAAGAUUCGAGGGCAAAAACUGUUCAAAUGUUUCACCGUUAGCUGAAGACGAAGGAGAUGAGUUACUGCGUACCCUUUUCUGGGUGUGUAUAGGAGCCUUGGCUGUGUCUUUCCUAGCACUGAUAAUAGCUGUUCCAUACUUUUGCCACAAGCUGAAAAGAACAGCUAAACUAAAGCAGAGAAGCAACAGGAAUGGAUGGCAAUAUACUGGAGAGUUGUAAUUUGUAAACAGAUAAACUCCUUCAUUAGAAGCUAAAGGUGUUUGGUUUCAAACUAUACCCAUAUGACUAUACCAUAAGCUCUUAAGGAACCUUUUGCCUUCACUACACAACCGAACACACUCAAAGGUUGAGGCAUGGGCCUCGUUGGUCAGCCAGGCCCAAGAUGUGUUUUAAUUGUGGCAAUAAGCUUAAAACAAAGCGGAUAAGAGAUAGAUCAAAUAAUAUCCUACAUGCACCAAAGCCGGACACGUAAACCCAAAAAUCUCUUGUAAGGAAAAAUAGGGACCGUGUACCCCGACCAAAUGCAGUGGCACCACCACGUUUGGAGUUUUAAGGUUGAUAUAAAAACAACAGAAUGAAAUAUAAAUCAGAUAACGUUAAUAAAACAAUAAAAAUAAA